Messenger RNA from Seminavis robusta, 663 nucleotides. NCBI's taxonomy places the organism in Eukaryota, Bacillariophyta, Bacillariophyceae, Naviculales, Naviculaceae. The record is from the annotation of a GenBank genome assembly.
AUGGCUAUCCCCGCAACAUCUGGUUCCAAUAGUACCGCAGCCAACAGCGGUGAGUCGUCCACUAAUGGUAUUGGCACCACCGGUCCCAUUGCCACAUCCACGGUUGACGUCAAGUCGUCCAUUCACCGGUUCAAAUGCGUUUGCUUUGACAACCAGCCGUCCUAUUUCGAGAUCAUUUCAUGCUAUGAUCUCUCGGAUACGGAAAAGGAAGCGGCGUGGUUUCAACAAGCAGAGCUGCGAAGCAUACAAGCCGCGGCCAUGGACCCUGAAUCCCAGCAGCUGUCGGAAGGAGAAGAUCCCGGUUCCUUGCGAGGACUGGAGCGAUACUCGACGGCCGGUUCUACUCGCUUGGAAAUCCAUCGAAUCCAAGUGGUAGCCGCUGUAUUACGAGAACAACAACGACAGCGAACGAGCUUCCGCCUGGGCUUUCGAAAAGCUGACGAAUUGCUGGCGGAAGCUUCCGCAAAAUUAUCUCAAGAGUGUCAAGAUUUGGCCUACAUGCAAGGGUACAAUGAUGAAGUCGAAGCCUAUGCUGGUUCUUGUGCCGUACAGACCGACGUGGUCGAUAUCCCAAAGCCCAGUUUCUUUGGUGGCCUAAGAAAACAGGUGCGGGCGCUGUCUGAUUUGGCCUUUUUGGAAAGCCAAAGCAGAGGGAAACGAUGA